UUCCCAAAGACUUUUUCAGCUCCUGCCUCAGGAGCGAAGACACGAGAAAAACUCCAGACAGAAACAAAACAAACUCAGAGGCGGGGUGCGUGAAGAGGCGGGAUGGUGCUCCAGCCGAGCUGCACAUGUGAGCCCAGAGGCCACCGGUAGCGCUUCUUUUUAUUCUUAAUUCAGAGGGUAGGGAGAAAGAGGAGCGGACGCACUAACACAGAGAGGAAGAGAAAGAGAGAAACUAUUUUUCCCCCCUGCUGCCACAAGUGUCCUGUCACCUUGGGGAGAUGUUCUUUUCGCCGGUGUUCUGCUGGGUCCUCCUGGGCGGUCUGCUGCGAACAGUGGCACCCUGGGGCGCAGGGCGCACGGGCAGACCAAGGCAAUGCGACCCACCAAAGUCGCAAAGCGAGCUGAACUCAUUUCUGUGGAGAGUAAACCGCACACCUCCUCAACCACCCUCUUACUUGUUUGGUACUAUCCACGUUCCCUACACCCGAGUCUGGGACUUCAUCCCCAAUAGCUCCAAGCAAGCCUUCCAACAAAGCAGUAGUGUAUUCUUUGAACUGGACCUCACGGAUCCUCUGACUUUAUCCAAGCUUACCAGCUGCCAGCUGCUUCCCCAUGGAGAAAACCUGCAGACCCUUCUGCCUCGAGACCUGUACCGUCGACUGAAGCGCCACCUGGACUAUAUUAAACAUAUGAUGCCCUACUGGAUGACGGCGGAUCAGAGAGGCCGUGGCCUUUACGCCGACUAUCUUUUUAAUGCUAUUGCAGGGAACUGGGAGAGGAAGAGGCCCGUAUGGGUGAUGCUGAUGGUAAACUCGUUGACAGAGUGGGACAUCCGGUCCAGAGGAACUCCAGUGCUGGACUUAUUUUUGGCUCAAGAGGCAGAACGAAUGGGGAAGACGACAGGCGCGGUAGAGCGGGUUGAAGAGCAGUGUCAUCCUCUUAAUGGGCUCAAUUUCUCUCAGGUUUUGUUUGCAUUGAACCAGACACUGCUGCAGCAUGAAGGUGUCCGAGCAGGCAGCCUUCAAGGAUCCUACACCACAGAAGAUCUCAUCACACACUACAACUGUGGGGAUCUCAACUCUAUAAUUUUUAACCAUGACACCUCUCAGCUGCCUCACUUCAUCAACAGCUCUCUGCCAGUACAUGAACGUAUGACUGCCAUGCAGAUUGACAGCUACUUCCGCCAGGAGCUCAUCUACAAACGCAACGAGCGAAUGGCUCAACGUGUCUCUGCUCUGCUGCAGAGGGAUCCCAGCCAGACUUUCUUCUUCGCUUUUGGUGCAGGUCACUUUCUUGGGAACCACAGUAUUCUGGACAUACUCAGGCAGGAGGGCUAUGAAAUUGUCCACCUUCCAUCUGACCAACAAGGGCAACCUACAGAGACUAAACGAGAUCCAGAACCGCCUGCAACUAAGUCUGUUGAGGAGCCUUCAGACACCAGCAUAGUGACUCCCACUACCUGGUCAACCUUUCCGGAGGAUGAGAUGGAAGAUCCAGACGAUGUGCCUGCCCUAGAGGGGGAAGAACUGACUCACAUGCUGCUCCCCGACAGCCUGAACCAGCUGGAAGAGUUUGGACGACACAAACGACCCCACAAAACUCACCACAGCCAUGGGAGGCCCCGACUCUUCAGUGACCUGUGGGUUCGCAUAGGGGAUAGCACACCACCACCUAAUGUGAGGAUAAUCAACGGGUAUAUAACAGUGGAGCCUCCGCUCACCCGUCAAGAACAGCAGAGGCAGUUGGAUGUCUACUCUACAGAGCAACACGCUGACAAAGAGCACAACUUCAGUACAGCCCCGCUGGCUCACACGUCACUCACCCUGUCUUGUAUUUUAGCCUGGUUUUUAUCACACAUGCUACUCACCUCCUGACCAUAAAACAGUUAUCUCACAGACAGACAAUCAAGAAACCACUACAUCCAUAGCGGAGCAGACAAAUGUACCUGAUAAAGGCAAACAAGGAUGGUCAUCAUCAGCAAGUAAAGACAAAGGAUGAAGAGAAGUUCCAGCCUGGUCUUCAGAGAGCCUUCACCACAGUGAUCAACGUCCAAUACAAGGAAAGAAGUUGUUAAUGAUGUCACAAUCAAUGAAUGGACCGUAGAAAAUGUCUAAAGCCUCUUGAACUAUUUGAAUAAUAAAUAGAAGGGUGAACUAACUUAAAGAAUUGGAAUCUUAAAGCUAAUAAAAUUGUAAUAUUGAGUAGAAAUUAUUUACUUUAACAAUGAGAUCUGAACAGAUCAGAGACAGUUGCAGCGCUGUGCUGAAUAGCUUCAUUGCAUACAGUGGUGUGAAUGAGGGAUCGCUUUGUAAAUUGUGAAUGUGUUUAUACAGAAAAAUUGCAUUGUAUUUAUUAAUUCUGAAAAGCAGAGUAUAUUUUCUUGGUAUUUCAUAAAUAGAAAACAAAACACUAAUGAA
Messenger RNA from Cyprinodon variegatus (sheepshead minnow), 2417 nucleotides. It is a transcript of the gene trabd2b, whose product is annotated as metalloprotease TIKI2-like. The record is from RefSeq and is a predicted model, not a curated record. Lineage: Eukaryota; Metazoa; Chordata; Actinopteri; Cyprinodontiformes; Cyprinodontidae. Gene Ontology annotation, biological process: negative regulation of Wnt signaling pathway. Gene Ontology annotation, cellular component: organelle membrane. Bases 279 to 1874 code for a protein of 531 amino acids. Gene Ontology annotation, molecular function: metalloendopeptidase activity; Wnt-protein binding. The transcript has 7 exons.